AGUGUGUGCCGGCCGAAGAAGGCGGCGCGCCAAAGCCGCUGCACCGCCUGAAGCGCAACCCAUCCACUUACCACCACUUCACCCUUUCUAACCCCUCUGUCUCCCCCCUACCUCCUCCAUCUCUCUCCCCCCCUCCAGAGUGUGUGCCGGCCCAAGAGGGCGGCGCCCAAGCCGCUGCACCGUCUGAAGCGCAACCCGCUGAAGAACCGCACCGCCAUGGCCGUGCUCAACCCCUCCUGCUGCUCCCUGCCUGCUCUCCACCUCCCUUGCUCCCCAGUGUGUGCCGGCCGAAGAGGGCGGCGCCGAAGCCGCUGCACCGUCUGAAGCGCAACCCGCUGAAGAACCGCACCGCCAUGGCCGUGCUCAACCCCUUCGCCGCCGACAAGCGCAAGCAGCUCGCCGAGGCUGCUGGCCAGCCCAAGGCCAAGAAGGCCCGCGAGACGGAGGAGGCCAAGAAGGCGGGAGAGGCGUGGUACCAGACCAUGAUUUCAGACUCGGACUACCUCGAAUUCGAAAACUUCACCAAGUGGCUCGGCGUGCGGAUGCACCUUCCUGUUACCUUCUCUCGAGCCGCGCCUCCUGCUGCUGCUUCUGCCUCGGCAUCUGCUGCAGCCGCGCCGGUCAACGGAUCUGUGACUAUGGAGGGAGUGACUAUGCGCAUCCCGCCUCCCCCGCAUCCCACGUGUGACGUGAUGAUGGCCGUGAAAGCCGCUCUGGACGAAGACGCAGGCAAUCUCGGGGACGUCACGAGUCUGGCGACCAUCCCAGCGGGCACGCAGGCGAGCGCUCAGUUCCUGGCGAAGGAGGGGGGCGUCCUGGCGGGCACUGCCCUCGCCACCGCCGUGUUCCGACUGCUUGAGCCCAGCAUUCAGGUGGAGUGGAGCAAGGAAGAUGGGGACACGGUGGAGAAGGGAGAGGUGUUUGCCACGGUGCAAGGGUCGGCACAUGCCAUCCUGCAGGGCGAGCGCGUGGCACUCAACUUCAUGCAGCGCAUGAGCGGCAUUGCCACGUCCACCAGGGCCAUGGUAGAGGCAGCCCGCCCUGCCACCGUGCUAGAGACACGCAAGACCGCCCCGGGACUCAGAAUCACAGACAAGUGGGCGGUGCUGAUAGGAGGCGGGCAGAACCACCGAGUGGGGCUGUACGACAUGCUGCUGGUCAAGGACAACCACAUCGCUGCUGCUGGCGGUGUGCCCGCCGCCAUCAGCUCUGCCAGAGAGUACAUUCGAUCCAACGGCCUGGAUCUCCCGGUGGAGGUGGAGGCCCGCACCCUGGAUGAGCUCCAGGAGGUGCUGAGGUGCCGUGGCGAGGGAGUGGGGCGGGUGACGAGGGUGAUGCUGGACAAUAUGGUGGUGCCGCGACGAGGGGGAGGGGAUGGCGGGGGCGCAGUGCAUGUGGAUGUAACCAUGCUGCAGCAGGCAGUGGAUCUGGUGAAAGGACAGCUGGAAACGGAGGCGUCGGGCAACGUGACUUUAGAGACUGUCGGUGCUAUUGCUGCAACCGGUGUUGAUUUCAUUUCAAG
This is a messenger RNA of Closterium sp. Naga37s-1, 1522 nucleotides long. NCBI's taxonomy places the organism in Eukaryota, Viridiplantae, Streptophyta, Zygnematophyceae, Desmidiales, Closteriaceae. The record is from the annotation of a GenBank genome assembly.